Molecule: messenger RNA, 3095 nt
Organism: Lepisosteus oculatus (spotted gar)
Lineage: Eukaryota; Metazoa; Chordata; Actinopteri; Semionotiformes; Lepisosteidae
Gene: ephx1
Product: epoxide hydrolase 1, microsomal (xenobiotic)
Biological process (GO): epoxide metabolic process
Molecular function (GO): epoxide hydrolase activity
Source: RefSeq, a predicted model, not a curated record
AGUCUGGGAGCGGAAGAAUCAGUGCAACUGUCGUGUUGUCAGGGGGAACUCUUUCACUCCACUCUCUGAAGGCCAGCAUUGGGCACCAUGCUUUUGGAGGUGGCAGCAGCUGUGGCCCUGGGAGUAGUGGUCUGUCUGCUGGUGUUCAGAAAGAAGAAGGUGGAGGAGACACUGGAGGCUGAGGAUGGCUGGUGGGGAGCAGGCCAGCGGCCUGAGUCUGCGGAGGACGAGACCAUUCGUCCUUUCAGAGUGCAGACGUCCACUGAGGAGAUUCAGGAUUUAUACAGACGCAUUGAUCAGACACGACCUGUUCCCUCUCUGGAGGAAAGCCGGUUCCAUUAUGGAUUUAACUCCACAUACUUGCAAAAAGUGGUGUCCUACUGGAGGAACGAGUUUGACUGGGAAAAGCAAGUCGCAAAACUAAAUAAAUAUCCACAUUUUAAAACCAAAAUUGACGGGCUUGACAUUCACUUUAUCCAUGUGCGUCCUCCUCACCUCCCUGAGGGAAAAACUGCCAUUCCUCUGCUCAUGGUACAUGGCUGGCCUAGCUCCUUCUUUGAAUUCUACGGAAUCCUGCCUCUCCUGACCGAGCCCGCCAACCCUGAUGACAUUGUAUUCCAAGUCAUCUGUCCCUCCAUUCCAGGUUAUGGUUUCUCUGAGGCACCUCAUAAACAAGGCUUUGACUCAGUGUGUGCUGCUCACAUAUUCUACAAGCUCAUGAAGAGACUUGGCUUCAACGAGUUCUAUGCUCAAGGAGGUGACUGGGGAUGUCUCAUCUGUACGAAUAUAGCCCAGCUGCAGCCCAGUCGUGUUAAAGGCCUGCACCUCAGCUUUUUGUCGGUGGCCAAUCCUGGCUUGAUUGCGGGGCUGUCUCUACUUUUUGGGCAGCGUUUUCCCGGGCUAUUUGAGCUCAAGGAUCACGACGUCAAGCGUCUCUUUCCCUUCAUGAAGAAGGUGGUCGUGGAAUUGCUGAAGGAGUCGGGGUACCUGCACAUUCAGGCCACCAAGCCUGACACUGCAGGUCGUGCACUGAAUGACUCUCCUGUUGGCCUGGCUGUGUACAUCUUGGAGAAGUUUUCCACAUGGACUGAUCCAGAGUUCAGGAACCUGGAAGAUGGAGGAUUGGAGAGGAAAUAUUCCAUAGAUGACCUCCUGACUAACGUGAUGAUUUACUGGGUGACGGGUUCUAUUAUUUCCUCAAUGCGCCUCUACAAGGAAAUCUUAGGGAGAGGAGUCGGCACUCAAAAACAUGACAAAGUACCUGUGCGAGUUCCCACUGCCGUUGCCUGCUUUCCCAAUGAGCUGGUGCACUUGCCGAAAAUCUGGGCAAAGCAGAAGUACCCGAACGUGGUGUCUUUCAACUAUUUGCCCCGUGGGGGACACUUUGGGGCUUUCGAGGAGCCAGAGCUGCUGGCGGCAGACAUCCAGAGCUUUGUUAAAAAAGUGAGCAAGUAAGCUACAGGCCCAUGCUCCUUCACUGAGCACUUAGGCACUUAGCUACCUUUUUUUUAAAAUGCCAGAUCAGAAGCGAUAGUGAUUGGCAUUAUAAGAUCAGCCUCUUUAAGAUGAAUUCAUUAUCUUUCAGCUUGUUGUUCUGACUGACGCAGCAGAAUUUUGCCUUUGAGCAUCAAUGCCUUUUUUACAGUUAGUUGUACAGAGGUGGCAUGCGUUGAGCUUGUUAAAAUAAUUCUCUAAGUGAGUCAAGGGAAAUGGAAGGAUUUCCUAUUCUUCCUGACUGAAUAGGAUGCGCAAGGUUUCAGUCCACGUUUUAAGAGGUAGAUGUUUUCAGUGAACUGUUAAGACCAGGAAAUGAACAGAGCAACACUCAGAAGACAAAAAUAAUGUAAUGUUAUGAAAGCUUAGUUGAAAAGCAUAAAAAACAGUCACAACACGCAAAUAAUUAAGUAUACAUUAAUUACCAAGAUGCUUAAUUUAGGUGAUUACUUAAUACUGAUAAUUACCAGGAAUCGUGAAUCAAAUGGCUUUAAAUUACAUUCAUCAGCUAUUGUGUGGUGAAAAGCAAAAACGAGUAUCUCACAUUAAUGAUGCAUUAAUGUCUUACACAUUAUAGAAAUAAGGAUACCUGAAUAUUAACUUCUGAGUGUGUAAAUGGGAAAGAAUUAAGGCAUGAAGGGAUGGAGUUACAAAUACACAGUAACAAUAACACUUUAGAGUUAGAAUUCAAAAAUGAGAUUAUUUUAUGAAUAUCUGAACAAGAGUUGUCUUACUUUUCUGUUCUGAGAAUUAGUUAAAAAACUUACCACAACUCUUGCAUUGUUAGUGAAACACUCUUAUUUGUAUUCAUAAGAUGUGCAUUGCAAACCAUUAAUCAAUAACAGUAUGAUAGUUAAUCACCAGUGUUAGUAUGUCACCAAGUGCACAGCAGUUUAUUAUCAAGUUUGUAACCAGCAACAUGUUUGUAAUAUGUAUUAGAAUUAAAAUGUUGUUGAUACUGUAUGUAUUAUGCAGUGUUAUGACUGCAGUUUAGAGUUCAUUAUGGCAUUGUCUUUGCUCACAUUUUCUUGAACAUGGUAAAAACAGUUGAUUAUUUGGUUUGGUCUAAGAAGAAUGUAAACUUCAUUCCAAAUUAUAUUUGAUUAUAUUUAGCUUUUACAAUUACACAGGUAUUGCAGUAUUAUUGGACCAAUUAGAAAAUCAUAGAGGUUUAUUUCCAAUGUUUAUAAAUGUCACAAGCCAUUAGUGGAUGCAAUUGGAGAGUAUGGUCUUGACUGCUGAACUUUUGAAGACUAUAAGCAUAAACGGUAAAAAGCAUUUGUUAUCCAGAUUGUGGUCAAAGAUAAUCAGAUUGAAUGUGUUAUGAUCUCCUACAGUACUAGUGGGGGACAGUAGAGAAUAAUCACUACGUUCUUUUCAAAGUGUUAACCAAUAACAGUGAUGUCUGUUUGGCCUUGAAGUACCAUAGUUCUAAGUUUUUUAGGUCUCUUCUCCAAAUCCUCAAUGAUGUCUGAAGAACUAGAAUUGACUUUGAUUGUUACACAUUGUGCUUUUUUUUGCCUUGUGUUUCUUUUCUGGAUCUUGAUUGGUGUUCUACACUACACUUCCAAAUAAAAAAAACACUUUGUAAUUCACAAAAA